This is a messenger RNA of Chenopodium quinoa (quinoa), 642 nucleotides long. RefSeq lists its product as uncharacterized. NCBI's taxonomy places the organism in Eukaryota, Viridiplantae, Streptophyta, Magnoliopsida, Caryophyllales, Amaranthaceae. The record is from RefSeq and is a predicted model, not a curated record. The transcript is spliced from 2 exons. Bases 1 to 642 code for a protein of 213 amino acids.
AUGCAUAUACACAUAAUUUGCAAGUUCUACAAAAAAUGGAAUAUUUUAGUUGAUAAUGUUUCGGGUCUUACUGUUAAAUCUUUGUGUAAUAUUCGAUGGGAAAGUCGAAUCAAAAGUGUUAAAGCUAUUAGGUUUCAAGCGCCUCAAAUAAAGUUAGCUUUGCAAAAAUUAUAUGAAUCUAGUGGUAAUGAUGCUAAGACUAAGAGUGAAUGUGAAAGUUUAGCUAAUUGUGUUGCAAGUUAUGAAUUUUUACUUGGCAUUGUGAUUUGGUAUGAAAUUUUAUUCUCAAUUAAAAAUGUGAGUAAGAAAUUGCAAACUAAGUCUAUGUGUAUUGGAGCUGCAAUGAAGGAAGUGAAAGGUAUUAUGUUGUAUUUUGAGGAGUAUAGAAAUAAUGGCUUUGAAUCUAGUAUAAAUAUUGCUAAAAGCCUUGCAUUUGAUAUGGAUAUAGAGCCUUCACUUCCGACAAAGCGUCAAAUAUUUAGAAAAAUGCAAUUUUAUGAGAAUAAUGAUGAUCUUUUCUCAGAAUUAAAAGUAUUGCAAAUGACUUUACCAAAUAUGUUGAUGUCGGCACAUGAGAUUCUAGAGUUUGUCAAAGAUGUCGAUUGCUUUCCAAAUGCAUUAAUAGCUUAUCUGAUCUAUUGA